AUGCCUGCUGAUAUCUUACAAGCUGUAUCCUCUUCUACUGAGAAUUUUUCAGUUGGACGUCCUCAAAAACCCUUUGUCGACUGUAGCGAUAGAACUAAACGUCGAAAAAUUUCACCAUAUUUUUGUCAUGAAAUAUUAUUAUUAUCAGAAGAUGCCCAAGAAGCCCGUAAUAGAGAUUACAGAAAAUUAAGACAACAUAAUACGCGUAAGAUGUCAAGAUUACAACAAAAUGAAACUUAA
This is a messenger RNA of Macrosiphum euphorbiae (potato aphid), 240 nucleotides long. The record is from the annotation of a GenBank genome assembly. NCBI's taxonomy places the organism in Eukaryota, Metazoa, Arthropoda, Insecta, Hemiptera, Aphididae.